AUCUUCUCUCUUGCAACAAAAUCCUUUCACCACACUUCAAAUUAGAAAUGGCAAAUCUCAAGAUCUCACUACCACUUCUCAUUACCCUCAUAGCUCUCCACAAUGCCGCAACCACAGGCUCGCCCUCCACAAGCUUCAUCGAGUCAUCCUGCAAAGUGACCCGUUACCCAGCGCUGUGCGUUCAGUCCCUCUCAACCUACGCCAACACCAUCCGCCAGAGCGGUCGUCAGCUGGCCCGAACGGCCCUAUCCGUGAGCCUCAGCAAGGCCCUUCUCGCCGCAGCUUUCGUGGCCAAACUGGGGAAAGGCGGCGGAAUGAAGGGGCUGGAGUACCAAGCAGUGAAGGAUUGCAUAGAGAAUAUGGGGGAUAGCGUGGACAGACUCAGCCAAUCGGUGAAGGAGCUUGGGGACUUGAGGCGAACAGCUGGUAGAGACUUUUUAUGGCAUAUGAAUAAUGUUCAGACUUGGGUCAGUGCUGCCCUCACUGAUGAAACCACUUGCCUUGAUGGGUUCGCUGGGCGCCGCUUAGAUGGUCAAACCAAGGCGGGGAUUCGCCGGAGAAUUACACUUGUUGCUCAAAUUACUAGUAAUGCACUGGCUCUUGUUAAUCGCUUUGCUGACGAAAACCACUGAUUUGUACUUGGGAGUACUCUAUUGGGGGUUUAAUUUACUUGUUUUUUCUUCUUUCUUUUGUAUACUUUUGUGGGUUUUCAUUUUUGUAAAUUUUUGUGCUUGUGUAUGCUCAUAGUUUUGGGUGAG
This is a messenger RNA of Cucumis melo (muskmelon), 758 nucleotides long. RefSeq names its product 21 kDa protein-like. The transcript has a single exon. The record is from RefSeq and is a predicted model, not a curated record. NCBI's taxonomy places the organism in Eukaryota, Viridiplantae, Streptophyta, Magnoliopsida, Cucurbitales, Cucurbitaceae. Bases 48 to 632 code for a protein of 194 amino acids. Gene Ontology annotation, biological process: negative regulation of catalytic activity. Gene Ontology annotation, molecular function: enzyme inhibitor activity.